This is a messenger RNA of Suncus etruscus (white-toothed pygmy shrew), 1299 nucleotides long. It is a transcript of the gene ADPRH, whose product is annotated as ADP-ribosylarginine hydrolase. Gene Ontology annotation, molecular function: ADP-ribosylarginine-[protein] hydrolase activity; magnesium ion binding. Lineage: Eukaryota; Metazoa; Chordata; Mammalia; Eulipotyphla; Soricidae. The coding region runs from base 1 to 1089 and encodes 362 amino acids. Gene Ontology annotation, biological process: protein de-ADP-ribosylation. The record is from RefSeq and is a predicted model, not a curated record. The transcript has 3 exons.
AUGUGUAUGGGGCUGAUUGAGAAAUACGUGGCCGCCAUGGUGCUGAGUGCAGCUGGAGAUGCCUUGGGAUACUUCAACUCAAAGUGGGAGUUCCUCCAAGAUGGGGAAAAGAUUCACCAACAGCUGGCCCAGUUUGGGGGCUUGGAUGCAAUAGAUGUGGAGAAGUGGAGAGUCAGCGAUGACACGGUGAUGCAUCUGGCCACAGCUGAAGCACUUGUGGAAGCCAGCGAAGACUUAGACUUGUCACGACUCUAUUCCCUCAUUGCAAAGAAUUACCAAGACUGCAUGGGAGACAUGAAUGGCCGGGCUCCAGGCGGUGCCUCAAUGCAGAAUGCAAUGCGACUGGAGCCCCACAAGCCUAAUGGCUGGAGGAUUCCUUUUAAUACCCAUGAGGGUGGCUGUGGGGCUGCAAUGCGGGCCAUGUGCAUUGGUCUCAGGUUUCCUCACCAUGACCAGCUGGACACUCUGAUCCAAGUGAGCAUCGAGAGUGGCCGAAUGACCCACCACCAUCCCACUGGCUAUUUGGGGGCCCUGGUGUCUGCUCUAUUUACAGCUUAUGCUGUGAAUGGCAAGCCACCCCAACAGUGGGGCAAAGGAUUGAUGGAAGUGCUACCGGCUGCUAAAAAGUACAUUGUCCAAUCUGGCUACUUUGUGGAACAGAAUCUUCAACACUGGUCCUACUUUGAAGAGCAGUGGAAAAAGUACCUAAAACUUAGAGGAAUUUUGGAUGGCAAAUCAGCCCCUAUCUUCCCCAACCCUUUUGGUGUGAAGGAGAGGGAUCAGUUCUACACAUCUGUGAGCUACUCUGGGUGGGGUGGCAGCAGUGGCCACGAUGCCCCUAUGAUUGCCUAUGAUGCCAUCCUGGCUGCAGAUGACUCCUGGAAAGAACUUGCCCACAGAGCCUUUUUUCAUGGCGGAGACAGUGAUUCAACAGCUGCCAUUGCUGGUUGCUGGUGGGGAGUGAUGUAUGGUUUCAAAGGAGUGAGUCCUUCCAAUUAUGAAAAACUUGAGUACAGAAGCCGGCUAGAAGGGACAGCAAGAGCUCUCUAUGCUCUUGGGUCAAAGAAAGAGGCUGAAAAGGAAUUAUGAUGUUCACUUCUGGUGGCUUUUCCUCUUGUUCAGUUCCUUUACUGGUUAUUUUAUUGUCACUUUUUCAGAGUAAAGAAUCUUAAGCUUGUACUCCGUAAAUUUUGAGGUAGCCAAGUUCUUUGGCUCCUGAAAGUCAGUCUUCUGAAAGUCUGUCCUCCCCCAAACUAUCUCUCUUGUAAUCCUAAAUAAUGUUGCUAAGGAUAAAGUCAC